AAACAUAAACUUCUAAGCGACAGUCAAAAGUCUCACACUCCGGUGAAAAUUCAGCGAUUCACGCAUACAAGUGAUGGCAAGAAACUUAUCAUCAAUGACAUAACAAAGAUUUCUGUUCCCGAUCAAACCGAGUAUUCCUUCCAGUACUCCGUGGACACAGUGGCUACAUCACUUAUCCUUUCAGUUGCACAAAUUUUGAAUUCUUCUAGUGACUGGGAUAAAGUAACCAUUUGUGGAAAGAUCGUUCACAUGUGCGAUCAAGAACUUGCAGGUCGAAACAAACUGAGAUUGGCACGAGCCACCUUCGCAGAUACAACUGAGACAAUCGCAGUUGACCUUUGGGAAGAAAAUAUUGCAGUGAUCAAAAUUGGAACUGUCUACCGGAUUGCGCCAAUUCAGGUACGUGUUUGGAACGAAGCAAAAAAACUGUCAACCAUGCGCAGUUCAGUUGUUACACCUGUAACAGAUACAACAAUCUCUCAGCUUCAAAUUCCAGAAGAACAGUUGAAGUCCGGAAAUGAAACUGUGACAGUAACCGUAGCAAAUAUUCUCACAAUUGAGAAAGUAGAAAGAUUCAUUGCAUGCUUCAACUGUGCGAAAAGAAUUCUGCAAGGAACUUCCAGUAAUGUUGUACACUGUGAUUGGUGUGGACACACUAUGAGAAUUUCUAACUGUUCACAAUAUGUAUGUGCAAAACUAGUUUUAUAUGUCAAUGAUCGACAAAUCCAUUUAACUGCGUUUCAGGAUGUGCUAAGUAAUGUAAUUAAGGGAGACUUCGCUAAGUUUUCUGAGGCAGAGAUAGCAGAAAUGCUGCUACUCUUAAACAAUAUAACUGUCGAGUAUAAUGCGAACUCUCGAGUAGUAAAAGAACUGAAGGCAGUCUGUUAA
This is a messenger RNA of Pocillopora meandrina, 888 nucleotides long. The record is from the annotation of a GenBank genome assembly. NCBI's taxonomy places the organism in Eukaryota, Metazoa, Cnidaria, Anthozoa, Scleractinia, Pocilloporidae.